Prinia subflava (tawny-flanked prinia) is the source of this 3209-nucleotide messenger RNA. RefSeq names its product armadillo like helical domain containing 4 (gene ARMH4). The coding region runs from base 270 to 2519 and encodes 749 amino acids. The transcript has 8 exons. The record is from RefSeq and is a predicted model, not a curated record. NCBI's taxonomy places the organism in Eukaryota, Metazoa, Chordata, Aves, Passeriformes, Cisticolidae.
AAUGUGGCUAAGGAGGACGGGGAGAUGGACUUGUGCCCGGCAAGCGGGCGUGCUGGGUGUAAUCAAGCCAUGAGCCAGCCCUAAUCCCAUUUCCUGGACCCCACGCAGGUUUUCCCCAGACAGAAGGGCCUGACAAGGUGCAUUUAAUCUGCUCUUAAACCUUCACCCGCAGGGACUCACGAUCCCCCAGCUCUCCUGUGUGGUGCUGUCAGCUCUAGGUCUCUGGAUUUGUCAGCCUUGCAGGCUUCUGGACACAUCUCCUCUCAGCCAUGAGGAGAUCAAAAGGGUUUGAUAUCUGUGUGGUCACCUGCAGCAUCCUGCUCUUGUCCUCCAGCCUGCCAUGCCUUGCUUAUCCUCUGGAGGAGAGGGAUGUGACAAAGGUCCAGCACGGCCCCUGGGCAGGGAACGGGCUGGAAGAUGAAAGGACAGGCAUGGUGGACUUGACAAACAGUCUGGGCCCUUCUGAGCAGCCAGUGUCCGAAGAGCCAUGUGCAGUGUCAGCAAAGCCAUCUGGGACACCCUUGGAUGAAGCUCUCACUGCAGAAGGAGAAGCUCUCCCUGCCAGCCCAAGCCUUGUUGUCCCCAGCAGCCAGGGCCUGGGGGGUCACCCCUCUGCUGGGGCACUGCCUGCUGGCCAUGAGGAGGAGCUGGCUCCCACUGAGGCCCAGCUGGAGGAGGAGGAAGCCCUCAGGGCCAUGCUGACCACAGCUGUGACCACGCUGAGCCCUCCAGCCCAGGAGCAGUCUGGUGGCCCUGCUGGUGAGACCACAACAGAGGGAGGUGUGGCAGUGGAGCCCAGCUCUGCUGGCCCCUCAGCAAGCCCCCUUUCUGGGACCACUGUGGAGGAGGAGGAGGAAGCAGAGAGCAGCUCCCAGCCCUCAGCUGGGCUCCAGCCCACCCUGGAGCCCAGCUCUCCCAGCUGGGCAGCAGCAGGUGACCACCCUGUGAUCCCAACUCCGCAGGCUGUGACCUCUGAGCUGGAAAUGCUGGGAGUCCACACAGGGAGCCCUCUGAAAUCCCUGGCUCCACCAACAUCUGUGGCUGCCAAACAUCCCCUUGUGGCGACUGAGGCCUUCCUUCACCCAGCAGCAGGGACAGGAGUCACACAGCAGGAGCUGCCCUCUACGGCUGGCACUGUCACCAUCCCCCCUGUGGACACUGUGCCACCUGACUGGGAUGACACAAAACUGGGCCACAUCAGUCAAGGGGGAAGUACAGCUCGUGAGGAGGUGACAGAGGAGCUGGGGACAACAGAACCAUCCCAGACCACCCAGGAAGGUGUGGGGGAGGAAGAGGAUGCCACAAGAGCAGUGCCCUCCCCUGUGUCCCCUCCACCAGCGCCUGAGCUUGCCAAGGAGAGCAACUGCACAGUGCCAGUGCAAGGGGAGGAGCUGCCAGCAACUUCCACAGGCAGCAGCGAUGCUUUCCACACUGGGAACCUGUCAGAUGCAGACACAGCUGAUCUUGGCUCGUUGGAAAACAUAAGUGCAGUCACAGCAGAGGAGGAGAAGAGCGUCUCUCCGUCACAGCCGGAGGCUGCUGUGGUGACAGAUACCCAGCCUGAGCUCUCUCCUACUCUGGAGAGUUCAUGGAAAGGUGUCACCCAGGAGGUGCCAACAGCUGCCCAGGAGGCUGAUGCUGCUCUCUCAGCUGUGGCAGAGGUGCCUGGUGCCACGCAGGGAGCAGGGGCUGCCAGCUUUCCCCAGGAGAACAGCGGGGAGGACACCCAGAUGCUGACGGCUCCCAGUGGCCCCGAGGUGCUGGUGGCAACGGGUGCUCCCUCCACAGUGAGCCCUGUGGAUGCAGAAGAUCUCACAGACGGGAUCCUGGUGACCAGUGAGAAGGCUGCUCCAGCCCCUGGCGGGAUGUCUCCCACCCCAGCUGGACAGACAGAGGAGCCAUCCAGCAGAACUGUGGUCCUGGUGACUCCAGCAUCCGUGGCCUCCUCUGGCAGGAGGACAGCCCUUCCCCCUGGCAGGAGGAUCAGCACUGCUGUCACCUACGGGCUGGAACGCCUGGAGUCGGAAGAGGGUGAGGAAGAGGAAGAGGAUGAAGAGGAAGAGGAGGAAGAAGAAGAGGAGGAAGAGGAAGACGAGGAGGACAAAGACAUAGACCUGAUGGAUGAAAGCAUGGAGGGUGACACAGAGCUGCCAGGCUUCACACUUCCAGGAGAGACCUCCCAGGAGCCCCUGGCUGGCCUGGAGAACCCUGUGGCCCAGCUGGCUGGAGUGUCCUACCAGGUUCCUGACACCAUUGAGUGGGAGCAGCAGAACCAGGGUCUGGUGAGAAGCUGGAUGGAGAAGCUGAAAGAUAAGGCAGGAUACAUGUCGGGGAUGCUGGUGCCUGUGGGAGUGGGAAUAGCCGGGGCCCUCUUCAUCCUGGGAGCCCUCUACAGCAUUAAGAUCAUGAAUCGCCGGAGGAGAAACGGCUCCAAGAGGCACAAAAGGAAGCAGAGGGAAUUUAACAGCAUGCAGGACCGAGUCAUGCUCUUGGCCGACAGCUCUGAAGACGAAUUUUGAGUGGGACUGCAGUGCCCUCGGGAGACUUUUCAGAGGAGAGGGAGAGAGGGGGAGAAGAAGAAGAAGAAGUGACUUUUCUGCUGCUCCCUCGGCUGCCCCGGGCAGGGGCGGUGUCCCCAGCCGAGUGACAAUGACAAUGCUAUGCUCUACGUGUGCCACCCGUGAUGUUUGUUUUGAUACAGUAGUGGAGAUGUCACGCUCGCCCCCGGCACCUCAUUCAGAGCCACAGCUGGAGCCGAUCCACGUGGAUCAUUGUGUUCCUCUCACCCUGCUGUACUGUUUUGGUCCUGGCUGGCAGUAAUCUAAUCAUAACAAUAGCUCUCACCCAUCCCAGGAAUGGAAAUCUUUACUGUGAAUGACUGCUGUCCGAUUCAUUUUAAAUGUUGCAUUACCUGAGCUAGAGUUCGUUAGUGCUAAGAUUAGCUGCUCUGCUUAAUUAAUGAGUUGUAAGCCUGAACUGUGUCCCUGGCUGCCUGAGAAGUGCCCGUGUACGGGGUUCUUGGUACAGUUUGAAGCACACUUCUGCCCUCGGGUGCCCCCACUCUCAGCCCUUUCUUCCUUCAGCUCUGCUGCACACUGCUUGAAGACACGCAGGAAUGGCCUCAGCACUCGAUUCCACCCCAAAAUUCCUUGUCCAUUUUCAACCAGCACUGUCUGUUACAGCACAAUAAAUACCAGCCCUCACCUGCU